UAUUUUCUUUAUAUUUUUUUAUUUAAAUAGCAAAGAGAAAUUUUAAACAUGCAUAUCAAACCAGAGCUGGGGUCUUCAGAGGUUAGUCUAAAGACAAACACUGGCUCUGUGUGAUGGUUUUAUUACUUAUGCCUUCAAGUUGUCUAUUUAUAUUUUCCUGCAUACUUUAAUAUAGAAUGGAGUCACUGUGUCGGUGCACGCCAAUAAAGUGCAGAAGCAGCAGACAGAUCGUGAUUAUGUUCAGUAUAAAACUAUGUAAGGCAUGAAGUGGCCUCCACCCUGCCUCGCUGUAAAGAGACACAAUUUACCGGAAACAGUAGCGAUGAUACCUACAAAAUAAAAGCAUGAGAUAAAGCCACGGUGAAGGAAAGAACAUAUUUCGGCGUCAUAAACAGCACAAAAACACUCUAUAACAACGUUUGUUAAGUUGUAAUAUAAUCACGUAGCUACAGAUUGCAUACAAACCCCCCUGAUGCGGAAUAGCGUGUUUAGGAGCGUGUUUCUCUGUGGACGUCCUGGGCGGAAGACGCGCUCUUAUUGCGUGUAACUUGACGGAAGUCACCUUUUCUUGAUCCCGGCCGUGCAGCCAAUCAGCGGCUGUCGGGGACACAUGAACGGUGAUAACAUCCACGGAGCAGCCUGCAGCCCGGAGGAACAAAGAAAGCCGCCCGCUGCCUCCUUUCGCUCCGUGGCCACCGGACAAACAGCCGCUCGGUCCGGGCGUCCUCCCCCCGCUGGCGCACCGACUCCUCCGUGACUGCUGGAUGUCAGUCCCCGGGUUCGGCUCCGAUGGCUGCGUUCGCUGAGGAAAGAGGAAACUUGGCGUCGUGAGAGGUUUUCGUCGGGUCGCCUUUCUCGGUACCUUCCUGGCUUGGAUGCGCGGAGGAAACGGGCCGGGCUUUGCGAGCUGCUCCCUGUUGACCCGGGAAAGAUGCACUUCUCUCAAGAUCCCUGCACUCACAUGGAUUAAGAGGAGUGUGGUUCCCCCUGGUUGAAGACAGCAUCUGUCCACCCACAGCGUUGCCGUUGUGCCCAUGAGGUAACGUCGGGAUCUACCGGCCCCUCAUUACCACCCUCGGUCCGUCCUCUUCCCUCCCCUCUGCCCCAUCCUCCCUUGGAUCCACCCAGCCAUGGGCCAGAAGAUCUCGGGCAGCAUCAAGUCGGUGGAUGUGCGUGGGGAGCCCUCUUACCGGCCGGUGCGUCGUGAACUGCGGGGUCCGGACUUCUGUCGGCCCCCCAGGCUGGACUUGCUGCUGGACAUGCCAGCGGCCAGCGCCGAGGCUCAGCUUCGCCACGCCUGGAACCCUGACGACCGAUCGCUCAACGUCUUUGUUAAAGAAGACGACAAGCUGACGUUUCACCGGCAUCCCGUAGCGCAGAGCACAGACUGUAUCCGAGGCAAGGUGGGCUACACCCGGGGUCUGCACGUGUGGAGGAUUCACUGGCCGGCCAGACAGAGAGGCACCCAUGCUGUCGUGGGGGUGGCCACCGCCGAAGCACCUUUGCACUCAGUGGGCUACACGGCCCUGGUGGGCUCGGACUCUGAGUCCUGGGGCUGGGACCUGGGCCGAAACAGACUCUACCACGACGGGAAGAAUCGGCCCGUUUCCUCAGCGGCGCCCACGUACCCCUGUUUCCUGGAGCCAGACGAGUCGUUUGUGCUUCCGGACUGUCUGACGGUAGUGCUGGAUAUGGACGAAGGGACUCUGAGCUUCAUGGUGGACGGGCAGUACCUGGGAGUGGCUUUUAGGGGGCUGAAGGGCAAGAGACUUUAUCCCAUCGUCAGUGCCGUGUGGGGGCACUGUGAAGUGUCGAUUCGCUACGUCAACGGACUCGAUCCGGAGCCCCUCCCCCUCAUGGACCUGUGCAGACGAGUAGCUCGGCUGGCGCUGGGUCGAGAGCGCAUCCAUCACAUCGACACACUGCCGCUGCCGCAGACUCUCAAGAACUACCUCCAGUACCAGUGACCACACACAGAGAAACAGAGGCCCGUUUGUUCUGACGACUACCAGCCUCCCGACUUCACCCCGACCGUCAGACGUCCGCUGAGGAUGCGGGCGAUGACACGGACCGGGUGGUUCCGAUGGCGCUGCAAAGGGUUUUGUUUACACCAGUUGGGGAUGUUUUUUUUUCCAUUUUGGAUGUUUUUAUUUCCUUGUUUUUUGUUUUUUAGCUUCUUUCCUUUUGUUCUUGUUGCUGACUUGUGGACAGACGACCAGAGGAGCUGAUCAACGAGACCGAGGGGUUUCCAAAAGCGCCUUUCGAUCCGGUUUCCUGCUAAUCGCGUAGACGGAGUCAGAGCACAUGUCCUGAGUUAGAGAGGCCUUAAAUGCUGUGGGGUUUGUCUUUUUGUUUUGGGCAACAGUUUACCCAGACAUCUGUUCGGCACAGACUCUGUGGAAGCCUCCUCGGAAACAUGUUGGUAUUUAUAUUUAUAUUCCCAACAGCACAGCGGGCUCUGUGGAGACACAACAAUCCCUGCAGGCCACAGGAGAGCGAGAGAGAGAGAAAGAGGGAGAUCUAUAUUUGCUGCACACAUGGAUGGCAUGUAUACAGUUCAGCCUGUGUUAUGAGUGAGGAGAAACAAAGUCAGUCUGCAGCUCGACGACAGCUCACCGAGAAGCAGGCGGUUAGCUCACACUGACUGGUUUUAAAUCUCUCUUUCUCUCUCCGUCACUCGCUCCAGUUUGAUGCGAGCCUCCGUCAGGCGUAGUGAACUGGAAGGGCCGCGGCCGCCGCUCACCGGCUCUCCGGCUCCUGUAACGCUGAUGGAGAUUGAUCCGGAGGUGAAGCCGUGUCUUCGACUGCUAAUGUGCCCGCUCUGCUACAGCGCACACAGGAAGAGGAACAGAAAAAAGAAAAGCACACAACUGAUCUGUCAUAUCAGAAGACACUUCUUUCCUCCCCCAAAGUUUUAAAUGCUGCUUUUCUGUCUUUUUCUUCCACCGUCGGGUUUUUAUCCCUGAUUUACUUUUAAAAGCGAUGGUCUUAUGAUGAGAUUUUCUUUAAUGUCUUCUCUCUUUUUUUUUUUUUAAUGGAUUUUGAGAUUUGUCUGCGGGACAGGAUGUCUCGCAUGUAUAGGUGGAAGAAUGUGCUGCCAUGAAAAUCUUUUAAAUGUGAAUAAGAAUAAACUCAGAUAAACUGA
Molecule: messenger RNA, 3145 nt
Organism: Stegastes partitus (bicolor damselfish)
Lineage: Eukaryota; Metazoa; Chordata; Actinopteri; Pomacentridae
Product: SPRY domain-containing SOCS box protein 4
Exons: 4
Coding region: 1131-1967 (278 amino acids)
Biological process (GO): proteasome-mediated ubiquitin-dependent protein catabolic process; intracellular signal transduction
Cellular component (GO): SCF ubiquitin ligase complex
Molecular function (GO): protein binding
Source: RefSeq, a predicted model, not a curated record